CAUAUGCCAAAAAGCAGCGACUUUUUCUGCAGUAGAAGCGUACAAUCAAGAUGGCGGAAUUAUUCGCCAAAUACACUUGUACCAAUUGCCAGGAGGAUAUACCCGGGAUUCGGGUCCAUUGCGUCGUUUGCACCGAUUUCGAGCUUUGUCUCGCAUGCUUUGCUGCCGGUGCCGAAAUUGGUCCACAUCGAAAUGAUCACUCGUACCAGUUUAUGGACUCGGGCAUUUUGUCCAUUUAUCGUGGCAAAGGAGGAUGGUCGGCACGCGAGGAACUUCAUCUUUUGGACGCUAUCGAACAAUACGGGUUUGGUAACUGGGAAGAUAUUAGCAAGCACAUCGAAACUCGUACACCGGAAGAAGCAAAAGAAGAAUAUGUCUCGAAGUUUUUGAACGGAACUGUUGGUCGUCACACGUGGUCUUUACCGCUUGAACAACGGCCACAACUUACCGAUCACACUUCUGAUGAUACGGGUCCUCUGAGUCAGUUGCUAGUCCAAAAGCUGCCGCCAAUGGAUUGCAGUAACGAAGAAUCGGCAGCACUAGGGUAUAUGCCUAAUCGAGAUGAUUUCGAGAGGGAGUAUGACCCAACCGCGGAACAGCUCGUGUCCACUCUAUCGCUCUCUCCGGACGACGAAGACGUCGAUAUGCUGCUGAAACUAGCACAAGUGGAUAUCUACACUAGAAGACUUCGUGAGCGAGCUAGACGGAAACGAGUGGUUCGAGACUACCAAUUGAUUGCGAAUUUCUUCCGGGGAAAUGCCAAGCGAGCGCGCAUGAGCCGCGAUCAAAGAGAAUUCCGCGAAAGACUACGCACUUUCUCGCAGUUCUACACAUCGUUGGAAUUCGAGCGUUUGAUUGCAUCUUUGGAACGCGAACGGUCCCUACGUAUACGUAUUUCUGAACUAAACAGAUACCGCUGGAACGGAUUACAACGAAUGGACGAAUGUGUCCACUUCGAGCAGCAUGCAGCCGCCGCCCAACACAGGAACACUGGUCCCUACGGACAUGGACGAACGGACAACCGAAGCAAAGGCGCCUCAUGCGAAACAAACAAGGGAUCCUCGGCGUUGUCCAGCUCGCUGAUAAAAAGAAGCGAAAGCGACGGCCGAAGCUUAAAUUCCACCGGCCAAAAGCACACGCACCACACCGAAGACCGGGCCUUCUCCGACGGCUCAUACAGCAGCAGAAACUUCUUGGAUAGCUCACGGGGAGCGGACCCUUUGCGGCUCCAAUCCCACCACCACCAGCAGUCGAAUCUCUACCCUCAUCAGCAACAGUUCCCGGUGCAAUCCAACCUGGCGCUUCCGGAUCCGCUCCAGCAGCAGCAGCCCGGCGUACAGCUUCUAACAUCAAACGAGCUACAACUGUGCAACUCUCUCAACAUGCCAGUCACUCGGUACCUUAGUCUCAAAACGGUGCUCCUUGGACGACCCCAACUGGACCAUGGGAUCAGUUCGGUGGCGGAAGGCAUGGUCAAAAAGUAUCUCAUCAAAUCGGGUUGGUUGCAAACGAGUCCCCAAAAUUAGAAGCUAGGACAGCAAGACACAUAUGGACAACUUUCAAAUGAUCUCAAGUUGGUAAUAGUUUGUUCGCUUCAUUCUAGCAUUCUCGAGAUAGUAUUUAAGCAAUGGUUAGCAGUGGGUUCCAAAUAGUGGCGGAAUCGAUUACAACUGCCUGUUCGCACAGCAAAAGAAAAUUUCCAAUUUGAUGUUCAUUUAGGGUCAAAUUAAACUUGUUCGGAAUGUAGCUGUUAUAUGGUGAUAAGUAGAGAAAUCUAUCAAUUAGGACGUGACAAAAUAUAAUAGCGAGAUAGCGCACCAUCUGUAGGGUAAAAUAUCAGUUAAUUGAAUCAUAUAUAAUGAAAACGAUAGUUUGUAAAUAGUCAAUUUAAUAAAUUAUUGUGAAUAAAGUUUAUCCCACAAAUCAUGUUUGGGGACUAUCA
Molecule: messenger RNA, 1942 nt
Organism: Toxorhynchites rutilus septentrionalis
Lineage: Eukaryota; Metazoa; Arthropoda; Insecta; Diptera; Culicidae
Gene: Ada2b
Product: transcriptional adapter 2B
Exons: 5
Coding region: 51-1526 (491 amino acids)
Biological process (GO): regulation of transcription by RNA polymerase II; chromatin remodeling
Cellular component (GO): nucleus; SAGA-type complex
Molecular function (GO): chromatin binding; zinc ion binding; transcription coactivator activity
Source: RefSeq, a predicted model, not a curated record